Molecule: messenger RNA, 989 nt
Organism: Capsicum annuum
Lineage: Eukaryota; Viridiplantae; Streptophyta; Magnoliopsida; Solanales; Solanaceae
Exons: 7
Coding region: 61-786 (241 amino acids)
Source: RefSeq, a predicted model, not a curated record
AAGUUCCAUGAGGUCAUCGUUGGUGGUCCAAGUUCACAAAUCAAGUGUCGUGGUUGCCAUAUGGCAAUGCCUAUCUCUUCUUCCUCCACUCUCCGCCAAAUUUCUGCAACUACCACCAUGUCCUCCCCUGCAACUUCCUCCUCCUCCGCCUCCAUACUCAAUCUCAAUCACAAUCAGCUCAUUGUUCCUCUUAUUGCCAAACGAAAGUCAAUCAGUGCAUCCUCCUCCUCCUUCAUCAGCACACACAGAUUUAACUUCAGCAUUUCUAGAUCCUUCCGGAACAUCUCUUAUCCUUCUCCCAUUAGAAUUAGACCUAUAUCUCCUGUCAUGGAAUGGCAAGAUUGCACGGUCAAAAUGGAAGUAGAUGUACCGACGUCAGUUGCUUAUAAGUGCUAUUCUGAUCGUGAGGCUAUUUCUGAAUGGAUGCCUUUUAUUUCAUCUGUAAAGAUUUUGGAGGAUAAGCCUGACUUAUCUAGAUGGUCGCUAAAGUAUAAAGCUUUCGGGCAGGAUCUUGAGUAUUCGUGGCUUGCUCGAAAUAUGCAGCCUACUCCAAACCAGAAGAUCCAUUGGAGAUCUAUGGAGGGACUUCCUAACCGGGGAGCUGUGCGAUUUUUUCCCAAAGGCCCAUCAUCCUGCAUCAUUGAACUAACAGUUUCAUAUGAAGUGCCUCAACUGUUGGUUCCAGUGGCAUCGGCAUUGAAACCAUUUCUUGAAAACCUGCUUAGACAAGGGUUGGAACGUUUUGCAACAUUUGCUAAGAGCUACUCAGCUGACACACCUAAAUGAUGUAUAAACUAAAUUCAUGACAGUAAUGACAUUCUGUCCCUCACUUUUUAUGUUGGGAGGAAGAUGCGAAAGGAUUGUACGAUUAUGGGGGAUGGACUUUUAAAGGUGCAAAAGAUGAAUUCUUAAUCCGUAGAUAUUGUAACAGAUAUAAAACCAUUAAGAAAUUAACUGUAUUAGAGGAAUCAAAAGCAGUAGUUAAGCUA